Phytophthora infestans T30-4 is the source of this 3591-nucleotide messenger RNA. RefSeq names its product exportin-4, putative. Gene Ontology annotation, biological process: protein export from nucleus. The transcript has a single exon. The record is from RefSeq and is a predicted model, not a curated record. Gene Ontology annotation, cellular component: cytoplasm; nuclear pore. Bases 1 to 3591 code for a protein of 1196 amino acids. Gene Ontology annotation, molecular function: small GTPase binding; nuclear export signal receptor activity. NCBI's taxonomy places the organism in Eukaryota, Oomycota, Peronosporomycetes, Peronosporales, Peronosporaceae.
AUGGAUGCGCUACAGGCGGCGUGCGUAGCGCUGCAUGCACCACCAACGGGCCCCGAGGCUGAAAGCCGCCGUGCUGAAGCCGAAUCCGUGCUGGAGCACUUUAAGCGGAGCCCUAGCGCACUAAACGAUGCGAUGUCGCUACUUCGCGACAGCCAGACGCCGCCCGUUGUGCAAUUCCAUUGUGUCGCCACCAUUCGCGAGGUGACGCUGCAGCGGUGGCCAUUGCUGGCACUUCCAGACAAGUCGCAGGCGCUGGACUUCCUCAUGCAACUGCUGCUGGAACGCGGUGCCGCGGCGCCGAGAUUCGUGGCAGCCGCAGCACUGCAAACCGCGGUGCUAUUGGUCAAACGUGGCUGGCUGGACCGCCUCGAGUCGGAGAGAAGCGCAGUGCUGCAGCAGAUGGGCACUAUGUUGCAGCCAGGCAAUGCCAUUGCUCACCGCCUAUUGGCUGCCAAGUGGCUGCUGGCGUUCGUGACAGAGUUCUCGUCGGCCUCGAGGGCGAGCAACAUGAUGCAACCUGUGGAAUUUCACACCAAGUCACGACGCACACUGGAGAAAAGUGGAGGACUGAAAGACAUUGUUGCACUGGCUGUGCCGCUACUGGAGGACUCAAUCCGCAGCACAACUACGGCCUGUGGAGAUGCAGGAGCUGCGGGAGAUGUACCCGCUGAGCAGUUGGAGCUACUAGAUUCAGCUUUUCGACUUUGCGUGGAGCUUUUAAAUUGGCAGUUUGAGGACCCGCGUGUAGGGAAUUUGACGUGGAGCUUGACCGUCUCCGCAAGUGACGACGAUACUGGAAACCGACCCGUAUUAGUCCCACAAGCUUCUUGGAGACCGAUUUUGGUGCGACCGGAUUUGAUUCACUCCGCUUUCAAUACUUACGCAUUCUUCCGCAAUGUAGCAGCCAAGAACGAGACGCUUCUUCACUUGGCGCGACAGUUCCUGAUUCAGUUAGCUUCAUUGCAAGGUCCCAUCUUCGAGCGCAAGACGGAGCAGGUGCAGUUUUUGGGUGAAAUUUUUCGCGGAGUCGUCACCGUUGUGCACAACCCGUUCCUGGAUCUACUAGCGCACAGCGACAUUACCGGAUAUGAGCUGGCGACUCGCGAGCUGAUCGACUGCUGCCAAUUACUCUUCCGUCUCGUCAACAAUAUUGGACUCACAGCGCUUUUACAGGCCAGCUCAGGACAGCUUUUGUCUUCAUUCAUCGACGAGUUGGCCUCACUGACGAGCAAGCUCCUGCACUCAGCUCUGGAACGGAUUCAACGCCACUUGCGUGAGAAUCCUAAUGAAGCUAUCGACGAGCUCUGGGAACUCGAAGGCGUGGACAUUCUGUUGGAUGCGUGGGUAGCUCUGGCAAAUGACCCGCAGCUUUUAGAGGUUGGAGUCUCGAAAACUGCGAAACCGGAGGCAGAACAAGCGCUGGCGCUUCUUAGCAAAGCCUCCGCUCCGGUGGUAGAGCUGUAUUUGCAGGUUCAGUUGGAGUUGUGUGCAGUCGAGGUUCUAGCCGAACAGGACGAAGAUGAGGACGUAGAAGACAACGCUGCUAGUAGUGCACGAGAGCAAUAUGAGUUGGCUGCAGCUCUUGCGAGGCUUAAUGGCUCUGCGUCGGCCUCUUUACUGGUGUCUCUGUUGCAGUCGUUGAUGAACAGUAUACAGCAGGAGCUGACAAAGCUGCAAGGUCGUGAUGAGAUGACUCCGGUGUUAUCGCAGCUGUUCGAGAAGCUCCACUUUGUUCUUCUCUUUGCUGGGCUUCUUCUUGCGGAUGACUUUGAAGGGGAACGUCCAGGUAUUCCGGACCGAGUCUACGUCACUCUACAAGGUGUGGCCAAUGCUGGAGAAUCUCCCGUGGUGAGUCUCAUCAUGCUGAUCAUGAGUCACGUGCUUGAAUUCGAGACAACGCGGUUAGCACAAAGCCCAGGAAGCGACUGCGUCAGUCCGUUCGUGUCUGAAGGUCUGAUCAAAACAAUCACGCGUUUGUGCGCUACGUACCUCGCCCCAAAUAUACUUGUUGACGCGGGUGAAGUGGCACCAGCGCUCUUACAAGUUUUUGGAUUCCAGAAUGGAGGUCGUGCAGGCGAGCUGUUGAAUUUUCUGGUCCAGAAGGCGACGGUAUACUUACUUCACUGGCCGACGCAACCUGUCGUCAUGGAAAACUUGAUCGAGUUCUUGCUGGUACUCUCCAACACGCGAGCCAUCAACGCGGUCCUGAGUUCGGAGAUGUGGCAGUCGCUGGUCCAAGCCAAUGCGUCAGCUGGAUCCUUCAUUACAGGCGCAGGUGGGAACACGUCACCUUUGAAUACUGCAGUCGCCAGAGUCCCCGCUAAUCUCCGUGGACAACUCACGGAGGCGUUGUGCCGAGCAGGAAUGGCAUCAACUGACCAGAAUAUGCGCGCAGCUCACUUCCAGGCUGUGAGUCAACCUCUUGCACAGCGAUUGCAGCAGCUGAUCGCAAUGCCGAACUUCGAGUCCAAGCAGACAGCAAAUGACGUACGUGUACAAGAAGAACUGAAGCUGCUAGUCGAGACGUAUUCGGGUAUCGCGCGUUCUGCGGAGUCAGCCAGCCACGCGCCGAUCACUGCGUUCUGUCUACCUGCUCUUCCUGUCAUUGUCAAGAUUUUCCAGAUCUUUCAGGGCGACUCACAGAUUGUGAACCUUAUUUUGAACUUCUUCUGUGUGCUGGUGGAGGCGCAAUUGUGCUAUCUAUCUCCUCGUGACGCGUUGCAAGUGUACACAGCAAGCGACGAUCUCAUCCGUGCAUACUGUCGUCACAAUCUAGGCAAAAAGAGCAUGCUGGGUGACGCCGAGGAGGAAAAUUACGUCGAUCUCUUGGCUUUGCUUACGCUGCUGUCUCAUUUAGUGUCUAAGGACUUUAUCGACUUUUCCGAGGACGCAACAACGCAGCAGGAACAGGCCGACGCUACUCGCGCUUCAAGUGUCGUAGCCGACGUUGUCUUUUCGGGUCUGCGUCAGGUGAUCCCGCUCAUGACGGAGCAGUUGUUGGCUUACCCCAGCUUGAGCAAGCAGUACUUUACGUUAGUGACAUACAUGGUCGAAGUCUACGCGGAGAAGCUCGUUUCGUUGCCAAGCGAGCUGUUCCAGAUGCUGCUGCACUCGCUGUUAAUCGGGAUGCGUCACGUGUCGGUGGAUGUGGUACGCAACAGCUUCCAGGCGCUCAGUGAGUUGGCUAGUUACCACUGGAAAGCACUACAGAGCCAGAGACCAGGACUCGAGGCUCACCGUCAGCAGAACCCCGAUAUGUUUAUGGCGUUUCUGCGUGUUAUCUUCCAUAUGGCACUCUUCGAAGACUUCAACCCCGCCAUCUUGGAUGCGUGUGCUGGCACGCUUUAUCCGCUCAUCUUGAUCGAACAAGCGCGCUACUCAGCGUUGGCCGAGGAAAUUAGUCGCGAGCAGACGAGUAUGGACACUGCCAGUCAGCAGCGACUCGCCGCUGCAUUCGCAGAGCUCAUCACCUUUCUGUCACCCGCCGACAUUGCCACGGGUACAGCCACCACGCGCAGGAUGCGAACGCAGUUCAAGACGAACCUGUACGCGUUCGUAGCUGAGGUGCGCGGCUUCCUCCAGGUGAAGUAA